AGGCAGCAACGCAGAGCAGCCAGCAGAGAUAAGAGUCUGCAAGGCUAUAUUCAACAGCCUUUCCACUGCAGCUGAAUGUGUAGAGACUGUCAGAAUGCCUUUCUGAUAAUAGCUAGAACAAGUUCAUUUUAAUUUCUUUGACAUCCUCAAAUAAUGAAUUCCACGGUGCCUUGGGCACUGUCUCUAUGGUUUGGUUUGAUCUGAGGGGGAAAAAAAAUGUGAGAGGUUGGUACUAAAGAAGUGCCUUUCCUGACGUCUCUGCUGCUUGGAACCGCUUCUAGAGCAGUCACUGCUUUUGCCUUGCUUGCUGCCAGCUAGACUGCAACGACAGCACAUCUACUCUCCAGCUCUAGUCCAGCCGCCCCAACCUGUACCUCGAAUUGAGCAAACACAUCCUCAAUAUCCAGGCAUUGCCUUUUAACUGCUGCUUUACUGUACAAACAAAACUUUUUUUUUCUCUCUGAAAGAAAACAUAAGACGUUUUACUGCCAUUAAAUUGACAAGAAGGUCAGGUUUCGAUUGUUGCUGUACACUGCUGCACACUCUAUGCCAGUCUGAUCAAUAACGAUUGCACCGUAAAACCCAGUUGCCAAGUCAGCUGUGGGGAGAUUACCUUUCAGACAACUCUACUGGAAGCAGUUUGAAAAGCCAGUGUCAGCAAAGAGUCUGCCACAUUUUCAUGCUUAUGUUAGGCUCCAAUUUGGGCUCAAAGAUAGUUCAGGCCAGAUUGUUUGAUAUACGUGUAUUCACUGCUGAUAUUAUUGCUUUAAAAUUACUUUUUUAAGUAAUUCAUUUUUAGGUUUUACAGAGGACACCUCCGAAACAAAGAAAUAAUACAAAAGUAAAAUAAAAUAAGUAUUUUUAGGUAACAUUUUUAUUCAAUAAAACAUACCACAGAUUGCCUAGAGCUUUUUAUUUUAGAUUUUUCAAUUUCAACCACCUAUACAUUUCAAACAUGGCAGUCAAUAUCGCACAAAUGCGGGACACAAAAUGGCUCACCCUGGAAGUGUGCAGAGAGUUCCAAAGAGGGACUUGCUCGCGGCCAGACACGGAAUGUAAAUUUGCACAUCCUGCGAAAAGCUGCCAAGUUGAAAAUGGAAGAAUAAUCGCCUGCUUUGACUCUUUAAAAGGCCGCUGCUCACGCGAAAACUGCAAAUAUCUGCAUCCUCCUCAACACUUAAAAACACAGUUGGAGAUAAAUGGACGCAAUAACCUAAUUCAGCAGAAAAAUAUGGCUAUGCUGGCCCAGCAGAUGCAGCUUGCCAACGCCAUGAUGCCUAGUACUCAAUUACAACCUAUGAUAGACCGUUUGCUUAUUCACCCUGAAUCUUCAUACAAUUCGUCCCCCCGUUUCUUUCAACCAAUGUUCUCUGUCGCCCCAAGCCUAGCCACCAAUGCGGCAGCAGCUUUCAACCCCUACAUGGGGCCAGUGUCUCCAGGCUUGCUCCCAGCUGAAAUGAUGCCUACCGGUCCAAUGCUGGUAACAGGGAACCCUGCAGUCCCUGGCCCUGCAGCUGCAGCUGCUGCUGCUCAGAAACUAAUGAGGACAGACAGACUGGAGGUUUGCAGGGAGUACCAGCGUGGAAACUGCACAAGAGGUGAAACUGACUGCCGGUUCGCUCAUCCCUCGGACAGCACGAUGAUUGAUACCAAUGACAACACAGUCACUGUGUGCAUGGAUUACAUUAAAGGGAGAUGCUCCAGGGAAAAGUGUAAAUAUUUCCACCCUCCUGCACACCUGCAGGCCAAGAUAAAAGCCGCGCAACACCAGGUCAAUCAGGCUGCAGCUGCACAGGCAGCAGCCACCGCCAUGACUCAGUCGGCUGUCAAAUCACUGAAGCGACCCCUCGAGGCAACCUUUGACCUGGGAAUCCCUCCAGGUGUACUUCCCCCAUUACCAAAGAGACCCGCACUUGAAAAAACCAAUGGUGCCACCUCAGUCUUUAAUACUGGUGUUUUCCAAUACCAACAGGCCCUUGCCAACAUGCAGUUUCAGCAACAAGCCUUCAUCCCUUCAGGCUCAAUAUUGUGCAUGACACCUGCAUCAAGUGUUGUUUCCAUGAUGCACGGCGCCACACCCGCCUGUAUGUCUGCAGCAUCAUCGUCUGCCUCAAGUGUUCCCUUCGCUGCAGCAGCCUCAGCCAACCAGAUUCCCCAAGAAUACAUGCAUUUGAUACCCAUAAUGUCUGCAGACCAUCUGACUAGCCACAAGUAUGUUACUCAGAUGUAGGAGUCCCUUCACAGAACAAUCAUACUAAAGAUAAAAGUGUGCUGGUAUACAGUUCAAAUGUCAUCGGUCAUGUAAAAAUACAUCAGAGACCUCAUCCCCUCAGCAGGAGAAGUUGACAUAAUGCAUGCUAACACCACAAGACAGAGGGCAGAAGACCUGGACAUACAAAUACUGCACACCGAGACGUAUAUACUCUGUAUCUUUUACUAAUCUUAAAGCUGAGGGGGACUGUGUUACUGUCCACUAUGCAUCACUGUCUGCCUUUUCUACUAUCGUUGUAUGUAUACAUUUCAGUACAUAUGCAUAAAUAAUCCAUUACCGUAAAGGUCUAGUCCUCACUGAAAAGGUAGACUGUGAUGUAGUUAUCAUGUCUAACAUUGGUACGUCUGUAGACCAAGAAAUUAUUUUGUUUUUUUUAAUUCUGAUAUAUUUCUUUCAUGGUUUACAAAUAACAAAGGUGCACCUUGUAUUAAAAAAAAAAAAAAAAUGCCAUUAUAGAUGAGAGUCGAUUGUGCAUGCACAGUGUUCUGUGUGUAAGGGUUAUAUUUUUAACAGAACAGAUUGUAAGAGGAAGUAAAGGAGGUAUCUGACAGAGAUGAAUGUGCUGAGCAAAACCACAACUGUGUAUAUUAUAAAGCACAACAUGGCUUUAAGUACCAUGUUAUAGGAUACACAUUAAGUGCCAUAGACUGUACAUCCAAACUAGAGUAUUAUUCCUGCAGUGUUACUGUGUUUACCUUAUAAACGCCACUUUUUUUUUAUUUUUUUGCUACUGCUAGUGCUAACUAUGUAGAGGGCACCAUUAAGGUUUCAGUGUCAAAACAGUCUCAGAAAUGGUAUAUUUUCCUCAAUAUUUAGUUCAACACACCUACUUACAGCUGGCAUGACAUGAACAUUCAUACUAUAAUAUGAUGUAGUUUAUUAUACCGUAGUACUUAUAUAUUGCAUAACAUGCCGUGUUAUUUUUUUCUGAGUAGUAUAUCGAGCCAUUUCUGAGACAAUGAAAUGCAAAAGGGUUUAGCAGGUUUUUUUUAGCCUUUGUCAGAAGUCUUUAGACUAUAAAUGCUUUGCAGAGAAGGGUUUUGCUUUGAGCUGAAUGUUGCAUUACAGUCACAGUCGAUGAAAUGGUGACUCUAAACUAUGAUGAAAGAAGCACUGUCAAAAGAAGCAUGAUAAACCAAAAUCAUUUAGUACAUGGAGGUGUUUAAGUAGCUACAGGGUGGUGAAUUUUGUGUUUUUAUUAUUAUUAUUAUUAUUAUUAUUAUUAUUAUUAUUAUUAUUAUUAUUAUUAUUAUUAUUAUUAUUAUUGUUCUUGUACUUUUUUAAGAUUAACGGCAUAUAGCCUUAGAAAAAUGUUUUAUUAGUUGUGUGUGCUUUUUUUUUCAUCCAAAGGUUUUUUUUGUUUGUUUGUUUUGUUAACAUUUUGCAGCUUGUGAUGAUUAGUUGAGCCCUUUUCAGCAAAAGUAUAGAUGGCUGAAGUGGGGCCAGAUUCCUGAUAGUAUAGAAACGGAAUGGAAGAAGCGAGAAUUCUGUUCUAGAAUUUUCCGUACUUCCUAGCCUACUGAAAGUUUUUACAGGAGGAGUGAUGUGUUUAUUAGUACAAGAAUGAUGUGUUGAUUUUACUGAUUGUACUGUAAAUCUAUAAGCCUUAGAUUACAUUAUGGGUUUGAACCCAUCAAAAUGUAAUUUCAAUCAUGAGAAGAUUAUAUAGGUUAUAAACGCAACAUGUUAUUGUAUUUCUUACAUAUAGAAUUGUACUUUCUUUAUCAUGUUACAUUUAUAUAGUUUUUUUUCUUGUUUUAUUAGGUUGUUUUUUUAUUUUCUAUUUCUUUUAAAGAAAAUUAGUUUUUAGUUUGUAGAUUUUUGUUUCAUUACAUUUUACUGAUAACCUUUUAGAGUAUUAAUUAUAUUAAAAUGAGUUAUUUGUUUCCUUCAUACCAUACUCCUAGUUUUGAAUUUACAUGUAGUAUUAAUUAAUUAUGUGUAUUAUUGUAAAAUAAAAAUGUUUUUAUUUUACUGUUAGUGAAGUUUAAGAAUGUCAGUCAUUUUCUUGUCUUGUUUGCAUUCUUUGAACAAAGAACCUUUUAUAUGGAUAUCUUACAAUGAGGAAAUCAUUGCUAAGUAAGAAGUUAAGUUGUUGCUAUAGCAACAAUCCUGGCAGACAACUGAGUAAUAUUAUGAUGAUUUUAUUAUUAUUAUUAAUUUUUUUUUUUGGUUUGUAAGUAGUCAUUAUUAUAUAAAAAAUAAAUCUAGUUCCUAGAUGUUAGAAUAAAAUUUAUUUUUUACUGUAUCCAUUUCAAAUAGUAAAAUAUUGUUUAAAUAUGUUUUUUUUUUUUAAAUCCCUGGAUGUCAGGCCUUGUUUAAAAAAAAAAAAAAAAAAAAAAAUGCUGCAUAAUCAAUAGAUCAAGGGAUUUUUGUGAUUAAUUGAAAUAAACAAAGUUUACGUAGUAAGAUUGAAUCACUGAUCGUGCAAACUCUUGAAGGUUGAUUAUGCUACCAUUGAAAGUGUUGGAACCUACUGGAAGAGGGUUGACUUUUUGCACUUCUGUAUAUAGUCAAAAAAGAAAGAAACAUGUAUAAUAAUAAGAUCUUAUUUUGAAUAAUAAAAAAAUGUCUAUAAUUACAGGGAAUUUUGUUAGGUUAUUAAAAAAAUGACAGGCUGAACAAAAUUGCUUGCAAAAGUGGCACAGAGGUAGCGCUCCAAACCCCUUUAAGAAAAGGGAAAAUUGUUGCUUAGCUUUUUGUGAACAGCUUGUAGUUUGCCAGGAGUUUUUCAGCUGGAAAGAUAUGCCAUCCUCCCAAGAUCUUGUACCGGUCCAAACACUGCACCGGUCCAAAAGAACAGGUCCCAAAACAAAUGGGUUCAAGUCAUUGAUCGAUUUUUUUCCUUACUUUUGUCAAAAUAUUUUCAUGUUUAAGAAGAAGAAAAAAAAAACAGCAGCAUAUAUUCAAGAUAUAUUCAAUAAUUACAAUGUACUGAAUUUCAGUGGUAUAUCAAAAAAACAAAGAUUCACUUUCACACAUUCAAAGAGAUAGCAAAGAGAUAAUAAAACACACCAUAGCUGUAGUUGUCACAUGGAUUUGUUUGCUAUUGAAAACUCUGUACUUUUAGCAGAUGAAAAACAAAUUGAAUUCUCUAAAACCACCUAAGGUCUUGUAUACAAACGACGACUUCAUUUAUGUAAAAUUAGUGACAUCAGUCCACUAGUUUUAUUGGACAGUCUUAUUAUUUAACAAAGCUUCAUAGUAUUGCAGUCCCAUGCCUUCGUCUGCUGAAAGGACAGAUGCUUGGUUUUACUAUUAUGUAAUCACAGACUUACUUUUUGCUUGUAGUCGCUACAAAUAAUGUACUCUGUCCUCAACUGCUAUUUGUUUUAUGCUCAUUUUAUUAUUACUGCUAGAUAUUGAUUCUUGCUGUUAUGAAAAAAUAUAUAAAAAAAAUAAAGUGGAAUUGCUCUAAAA
Acipenser ruthenus (sterlet) is the source of this 5692-nucleotide messenger RNA. RefSeq names its product muscleblind-like protein 1. Gene Ontology annotation, molecular function: metal ion binding. Lineage: Eukaryota; Metazoa; Chordata; Actinopteri; Acipenseriformes; Acipenseridae. The record is from RefSeq and is a predicted model, not a curated record. The transcript has 13 exons. Bases 956 to 2230 code for a protein of 424 amino acids.